Molecule: messenger RNA, 403 nt
Organism: Macroventuria anomochaeta
Lineage: Eukaryota; Fungi; Ascomycota; Dothideomycetes; Pleosporales; Didymellaceae
Exons: 1
Coding region: 5-298 (97 amino acids)
Source: RefSeq, a predicted model, not a curated record
GCCGAUGGACGCCCGUCUUGGAUGUGUUCCGCAUUCCCAUUGGUCAAGGACACCUUUCCAUGCCCCACCGCCAAAAAGCACACCUCACAGAACGCCACAAGAUCUCGACCGCCGUUUCUGCACGCCUCCCCCAUCGUGCACAAAAACACCCUUCACAGCAGGAGCCCAUCAUUGCAGUGGCUUUGGCGGAAAUGCUCGCAACCUGAAGUUGUCGUGUUACCGUGCUGGCGGUGAAGACAUCAUCCGUACGAACAGCAGCCAUCCGAUCCUGCGUGCUAAUAACAAGUGCAUUUCUUAGCCUACAGACAGAUCGUAGUGCGGACGCUACUGCUGCGGCGCUAUCUCGUGCAGGAUCUCUUUGCUGUAGCAUUUGGGGCCAGCACCUGUCAUCAUCGGACUGACC